AUGAAGAUGAAGAAGAGAUGCAUUGUUCCUAGCACCCUGCUCCUGCUUUCACUCCCAUCCACGGUCACCGUCGCCGACGAUAUGGGCGCCGACAUUCUCCUGCCGAGCCAAGGCAAAGUGGUGACCGUGGCAGCAGCGAAGAAGAAGGGGGGAGAGGAGGAAGAGAGGCCAUGGAAAUGCUGCGACAUCGAUCUGUGCUACAGGGCACUCCCGCGGGCGUGCCGCUGCCUUGACGAGGUCGAGCAGUGUGCUCCGACCUGCAAGAGCUGCGAACCGGCACCGUCCGAUCCAUCUCGCCGCGUCUGCAACGACCGGUACACCGGCGACAUGGGGCCCACGUGCACGGAGGCUCUUGCCGCCGGCGGUAACUAG
Triticum aestivum (bread wheat) is the source of this 372-nucleotide messenger RNA. Its product is annotated as Bowman-Birk type trypsin inhibitor-like. The transcript has 3 exons. Lineage: Eukaryota; Viridiplantae; Streptophyta; Magnoliopsida; Poales; Poaceae. Bases 1 to 372 code for a protein of 123 amino acids. Gene Ontology annotation, molecular function: serine-type endopeptidase inhibitor activity. Gene Ontology annotation, cellular component: extracellular region. The record is from RefSeq and is a predicted model, not a curated record.